This is a messenger RNA of Acomys russatus (golden spiny mouse), 2105 nucleotides long. RefSeq names its product syndecan 2 (gene Sdc2). The transcript has 5 exons. Lineage: Eukaryota; Metazoa; Chordata; Mammalia; Rodentia; Muridae. Gene Ontology annotation, biological process: dendrite morphogenesis; cell migration. Gene Ontology annotation, cellular component: membrane; cell surface. The record is from RefSeq and is a predicted model, not a curated record.
AGGGGCGCUGUAGCCAAGCCACUAACCCAGCUGCAGAGCUCUGUACUCCAGAUACUCUGGGAGCUUCGGCCGCGCGGAUAGCGCGUUUCCGCCGCUCUGCAGUCCAAACUUCAGCAGCAGCUUCGUUUCAACCCUUUGACUGCUUGCUUCAAACCAGACUGCACCGGGACCCAAGCACCGAGUCCGCAGAGUGAAAGCCCAACACCGAGUUGGACCAGACCAGGAAAGCAGCCUCGCGAAGCAGCAACUCCAGGUUGGGAGCGCAGAAGCCAACAAGUGAGAAGACGCCGCGUUCUGGAGGCGCAGCGCGAAACCUAAGGCAGGAGCCGGAGUAGGCAGCUAGAGCCGAGAAUCCGACCCCGAGCCGAGCGUGGCUCAGCUCCUAUCGCUCUAGGCCGUGCGCUGGGCUUCCUUUCAUCCGGGUUGCGAGCCAGGUCCCCGGGGAAUAUGCAGCGAGCCUGGAUCCUGCUCACCUUGGGCUUGAUGGCCUGUGUGUCCGCAGAGACGAGAGCAGCGCUGACAUCUGAUAAGGACAUGUACCUUGACAACGGCUCCAUUGAAGAAGCUUCGGGAGUUUAUCCUAUUGAUGAUGAUGACUAUUCUUCUGCUUCUGGCUCAGGAGCUGAUGAAGACAGAGAGAGUCCAGAUCUGACAACAUCCUGACUGAUUCCAAAGAUCUCAUUCACCAGUGCUGUUCCCAAAGUGGAAACCAUGACGCUGAAGACACAAAGCAUUACUCCUGCUCAGACCAAGUCACCUGAAGAAAUUGACAAGGCAGAAGUUGACAUUUCUGAGGCAGAAGAGAAGCUGGGCCCUGCGGUAAAAAGCACAGAUGUGUACACAGAGAAACAUUCAGACAAUCUGUUUAAAAGGACAGAAGUCCUAGCAGCUGUCAUCGCUGGUGGAGUGAUCGGCUUCCUCUUUGCCAUUUUCCUCAUUCUGCUGUUGGUGUACCGCAUGAGGAAGAAAGAUGAAGGAAGCUAUGACCUUGGGGAAAGGAAACCAUCCAGCGCAGCUUAUCAGAAGGCACCUACUAAGGAGUUUUAUGCAUAAAAGCUCCCACUUAGUGUCUCUAUUUAGGAGAUCACUGAACUUUUAAAAAUAAAGCUUUGGCAUAGAAUAAUGAAGAUCUUUGUUAUUAGUUUUGUUCAUUACAGAGCCAUACUGGCCCUUCAAUGAUAAAUAUCCCAUUGUAUUUAAAACUUCAUGUAUUUCUUUAGAAUGACUUAAAAGUAAAAGUUUAACAUCUGCAGUGUUCUGUGAAUAGCAGUGGCAAAAUAUUAUGUUACAAAAACCCUUGACAUUCAUGGAAUUGAUUUGAGCAUCUAUGUGCAAAUACAAAAUGAUUGUGUUUGUCCUCUGGUUCAAAGAUGACUGCUGUUCCCCCUCGUCAGCAUGUCUCAGUUGAUCUACCAAUAUGAUCUUUGUUAAUUUAUCUCACAUCCCUCUUCUCACUGUCCCUUCUUGUCCCCUUCCUUAAAAACAAAACCUUAUGCCUUUUAUAGCUGUAACGGUGCAAUUUGUAUUUGAAUGAUUACAAUAAUGGUAAUUUAGUGUAUAUGUGAUUUUUUUUUUCAAAUAUGUAAACCUUAACUUCUACUUUCUGUAAUUUUUUUUUUAAAUGUCAGACUAUCCAUUUUACACUUGCUUUAUUUUUCAUUACCUGUAGCUUCAGGCAGAUUUGCAACAGCAAAUUAAUGUGUAAAAUUGGAUUAUUACUACGAAACUGUUUAGUCCUAGCUAUCUAAUCAGAUCUUCUUUUGUGAGGAUUUGAUGUAACUGACAAGCCUCAGCAAACCCAAAGAUGAUAACAGUAUUUUGAGAAGUUGCUGCAGAUACCUUUGGCCACUGUACUUGUUAAUUUCUUACAAUUUGGAGGUACAAGAAAAAAGAUCAUUUUUUUUUCUUAAAAUGCAUUUAAGUUGUAAACAUCUUUUUAAACCUUUGAAGUGCCUAUGAUUCUAUGUAACUUGUUGCAGACUGGUGUUAAUGAGCAUAUAUAUAACAGUUUUAAAAAAAGAGUAGGUAUUUUAUAAGCACAGACAGUUCUAAUGGUAACUUUUGUAGUCUUAUGAAUAGACAUAAAUUAUAAUUUGGGAACAAAC